This is a messenger RNA of Aspergillus welwitschiae, 631 nucleotides long. RefSeq lists its product as uncharacterized. The record is from RefSeq and is a predicted model, not a curated record. The transcript has 2 exons. Bases 1 to 210 code for a protein of 69 amino acids. Lineage: Eukaryota; Fungi; Ascomycota; Eurotiomycetes; Eurotiales; Aspergillaceae.
AUGGCGUCGAAGGCCCACAGAAGCCUCGAAGGAAGGUUGCAGGAGAAUUGGUCUGAUCAUAAUGUACGACUGUGUCCGCCCAGCUGUUCAAACCACAUUAUGUCCGCGUUUGAGCAACCCUUCAAACUCAGAGCUUCCGAGUCUGGAGGGGUCGAAUUGCGAUUAGGACCAGAGUUUUUGUGUCAUCCGUGUUUUCGUCGUAGGGUCUGAGUUGUCGACUGAUGCCCGUUGAAGGUGUCACGUCACUGAUUCGUUGUCCAUUAGCUAUCUGUUACGAAAUAUUAUCCCAACUGGUGCAUGGGGUAAACGGAAUGUCAAAGGAUUCCCAAGUUUGGUGCCAGUGGGUACGGUGGAUGUGGAUAGUCAACUACUGGUUGAGGCUGGCGACUAUUCGCAGGGUGUUCUUGCGAGAUACAGCAACUAGAUAGCACCGGCGGUCAAAUUUGGCCCCAAGUUCCGGGGAAAGGGUCGAUGUGACCUCCAAGGUACGUACUUAGUGCCUGCUUACCCUGGGAGUCGGGCGACGCAUUUCCGGCGGUUGGAGACUAGCCCACUCUGUGCGAAACACUAUGCGACAAUGGACUGACGGACGGUGGUGCAAAGUGUGGCGCUAAGCGCAAGCUUCCCGUCG